AUGGCGCGUUUCGCCCAGUAUGCUUUGGCUGCCUCAGAAGAAGCUCUUGAAGAUGCAGGUUGGAAGCCCACUUCGUUUGAACACAGAGAAUCUACGGGCAUCUGUCUCGGAUCCGGAAUUGGCAACUUCGAUGAGAUCUAUGAUACCGUCGUGGCAUAUGAAAAAGGAGGCUACAGAAAGGUGUCUCCUUUAUUUGUCCCGAAGCUCCUCAUCAAUCUCGGCGCUGGCCAUAUCUCCAUGAAGUAUGGAUUGAUGGGUCCAAACCAUGCGGCUACAACCGCAUGCACCACUGGGGCACAUUCCAUUGGUGAUGCUGCUCGCUUUAUCGCAUGUGGUGAUGCGGACGUGAUGUUAGCAGGCGGUGCCGAAUCCUGCAUCCAUCCGCUAGCUGUUGGAGGCUUUGCCCGGGCGCGGAGCCUCGCAACGAGCUAUAAUGACGCUCCUGAGAAGGCGUCCAGACCUUUCGAUGCGGAUCGCGAAGGGUUCGUGGUCGGCGAGGGCGCGGCAAUAGUUAUUUUAGAGGAGCUAGAGCAUGCAAAGGCAAGAGGUGCACGUAUCUACGCCGAGUUGAGAGGCUAUGGCUGUUCGGGUGAUGCACAUCAUAUAACAGCGCCCAAAGAAAAUGGGGAAGGGGCCUUCAUGGCAAUGAGAAAAGCUCUAAAGAACGCUGGCAUUUCACCGUCUAUGGUUGACUACAUUAAUGCACACGCCACUUCGACUGUAGUCGGAGAUGCGGCAGAAAACGCCGCGAUCAAGGCACUCCUUCUAGGCCCUGAAGGAAAGCGAAAUGCCCGGGAUGUAAAUAUUAGUAGCACCAAGGGCGCUGUGGGUCACUUAUUGGGCGGCGCUGGCGCCGUAGAGGCCUUGUUCACCAUCCUUGCUAUUCAUGAGGUAAGGCCGUCGUCUGGCAGCUUAGUCGAUGCGUCCGGGUACAAGUUCUCUGAAAAAGACACCAAGCCCGGCAAGAUUAGGUUGAAGAAGUCAGCUAAGUUAGGCAAGAAGAAGGGUGAUGAUGCGCCCGACUCCCCCGGUUCAUCACCUAUUCUCCCUGAGAUCGACGAGAAGACUAUGGCUGCUUUUCCUACGGGCAAACCACGAGAAGAGGAUCACUUAGAAGCGGUCAUAUGUAAGACUUGCAAGAGGCCGGUCCUCAAACAGAACGCUGUGGAACAUAUUCGGGGUUGUAUUCGGGCGAAGCAGGAGAAGGCGAGGCGAAAGAAGGAAGCGCGCGAUGCGGCUAACCGGGCCAAGGCGGGUGAUAAGGAUGGUGACGAGGAUGCCGCGGGCGGCGAUGGCGAUGAUUCCAUGAAGGGUCAGAAGAGCGCUAAGAAGAGCGCCGUUAAGGGAAUGGCGGAGGAUGGGACGAAGAAGGGAAAGAAGCGCAAGGCGGAGGGAGAAGACGAUAAGGACAAGGAGCCUAAAAAGAAGAAGAAAAAGGAAGAACCCAAGCCCAAGGUGCCGAAACCGAAAGGACCCGUUGAUGUUGAGAAACAGUGCGGUGUUACUCUGCCAAAUGGUGCUCAGUGUGCGAGAUCUUUGACCUGUAAGAGUCAUUCCAUGGGCGCGAAGCGAGCAGUGCCUGGUCGUUCAUUGCCGUACGAUAUGUUGCUUCAGGCAUAUCAGAAGAAGAAUCAGGCUCGCCAGCAAAAGGCUGCAAUUGAUGCCAAUGCUCCUCUGCAGGACGAUAUGGACAACAACGGCCCUGUCGACUCGGAUGAAGAGAAAGAUGCUGUGAUGGCAGCUAUCACUCGCUCUCACCCACAGCCCAUCAUCACUCACACUCUGAUCUCGACCAAGAAAAAAUAUCAAUAUGUCCGCAUUAAAGAGAUGCUAUCCCACGCUCUGGGUGGUGCGCGCGGUGGUGGACUCUUUUCAACCGGCGAUAGCAAUACCACUUCCAAUGACGGAAACCUCUUCGCUCCUGUGGACGACGUGGUCAUGCCAUCUCCGGUUAUUGCAAGCGCAGAUAACACAACGGAUGUGGACAAUACGACUUCAGCACCAGCCGCCAAGAAACUUUCAAUAUCGGCGAGCUCGUAG
Messenger RNA from Aspergillus caelatus, 2040 nucleotides. RefSeq names its product thiolase-like protein. The record is from RefSeq and is a predicted model, not a curated record. Gene Ontology annotation, biological process: fatty acid biosynthetic process. Bases 1 to 2040 code for a protein of 679 amino acids. Gene Ontology annotation, molecular function: 3-oxoacyl-[acyl-carrier-protein] synthase activity. NCBI's taxonomy places the organism in Eukaryota, Fungi, Ascomycota, Eurotiomycetes, Eurotiales, Aspergillaceae. The transcript is spliced from 8 exons.